This is a messenger RNA of Thelazia callipaeda (thelaziosis nematode), 378 nucleotides long. The record is from the annotation of a GenBank genome assembly. NCBI's taxonomy places the organism in Eukaryota, Metazoa, Nematoda, Chromadorea, Rhabditida, Thelaziidae.
AUGGAUAUGCAAUGGGCAAAACACUUCGAGCCAAGAUUCUACCAAAAAUCUGAAGCCGAAGUUUUUGAUCCAGAAACUGAUGAAUUAGUAUUGACAACAUCAGUCGGAUACAGCGAACAAGGCAUGAAAGAUUUAGAUGAGAUUGGAGAUUUGGUCGGUGGUGGAGAUUCAGAAAUGUUAAGUUUAUUACGACCAUAUUAUUCGAUGGUUGAAAUGGGUGCUAAUGGCAAUCGUCAGGCAAUCGGAUCUUACAUGCAUGUUUUACCUGACGAAGACUAUGGCGACAAGCCUAUCUAUAGUAUUGGCGCAUCAUUAAGUGGUGGUAUUGAACCCGCUGGCUAUAAGCAAGGAUAUAUCUCACGACCUUUUGGAAAAUGA